Messenger RNA from Gallus gallus (chicken), 2877 nucleotides. It is a transcript of the gene ARL2BP, whose product is annotated as ADP ribosylation factor like GTPase 2 binding protein. Gene Ontology annotation, biological process: maintenance of protein location in nucleus; positive regulation of tyrosine phosphorylation of STAT protein. Lineage: Eukaryota; Metazoa; Chordata; Aves; Galliformes; Phasianidae. The record is from RefSeq and is marked provisional. Gene Ontology annotation, cellular component: mitochondrial intermembrane space.
AAGCGUUUCCCAGUGCUUUGUCCCACGAGAAGGAAGAGCGCAGCUAGCUGCGGUACGGGACGUUGUCUGUGCUCCGGGCCGGCGCGUUAUGCAGGAGGGAUGGAGACCUCAGAGGAGGAGAACUUUGGUGUAGCCGUCUCCUCCCCAUCUGAUGCAGAGUUUGACGCUGUCGUUGGGUACCUGGAGGAUAUCAUCAUGGAUGAUGACUUCCAGUCCAUACAGAGGACUUUUAUGGAGAAGCACUACCAGGAGUUCGAUGACUCAGAAGAAAACAAGCUCAUCUACACUUCUAUUUUUAAUGAAUAUAUCUCCUUAAUAGAGAAAUACAUUGAAGAGAAAUUGCUCGAUCGGAUUCCUGGUUUUAAUAUGACUGCUUUCACAAUGUCUUUGCAACAGCACAAAGAUGAAAUGGCAGGCGAUAUUUUUGAUAUGCUCCUCACGUUUACUGACUUCCUGGCUUUCAAGGAGAUGUUCUUGGAUUACAGAGCUGAAAAAGAAGGUCGGAGUCUGGAUUUAAGUGGUGGAUUAGUGGUGACAUCACUAAACAAAUCAUCAGUCUCCUCCUCCUAGAACAGUUGGUGCACUGCUUUCCUUCUCCAGAUGAGUGCUACUGCUGUCAUUGGGACAUUAAAACACAAAAGGUCACGAGAAUCAAGGUGCUUUUAUGUGAUGAAAACUCUCUCUCAGACUAUGCCUUCAGAUUCCUGAAACUUGCUGGUAUUCAACGGCCACAGAAGAAGAAAACUUUAGUCCUCCUGGAGUAAUUGUAUUUUAAAUACACAGUAUUUGCACACCAUUCUAACUGUUACAGAGAAACUCAGUGUGCUGAGAGGACAAUAAAUAGACUGUAUGUGUUUUUAGGGGGUUGGCAUCUCAGCCAACGCCCCAGAAGGCAGAACUUUAAAGAAUCAAGAAGGCACUGCAAAAAGAGUGUCUGUCCAGCUCUCGGUCAGGUCUGAAUACAUACAUGCCUUUUUAAUCUGUAAUCUGAUAUUACACCUUUGUAACAGAAGCAUAUGUUUCCAUAUGUAGGUAUUUUAGCCUGAGGCUGCCUGUCUACUUGAUGAGGAUUGAUGUGUUAGUGUGCAAAUCUGUCUGCUCAUUGGCUUAGGUCAGUCUCAUCCUUAAGGUGCAAAGUUCUGAUUUGCUUUGAUUCAGGCCCCAGCUGUUCUACGCUGAGAAAAUAACUGAAAAAUCCAAAGCUGGACUACAUAUGCAGUUUCUUUCUGUUUGGCAGUGGCACAGAUGUAAGCUCGAGGGUACGUUGGGCACAGACCUGUUCACCACCGUGUCAUUUACUGCUCUAAAUAGCAUGCUGUACAAAAUGUGUGUUUGCUUUUAGCUGUAGGCAGUGUUAGUGAAGCAGCACGAGUGCUUGUAGUGGGGCUGUAGCCAUAAGCCUGCCACCAAACCCCAGCUGCUUCUGUCUUGACAGUUGGAAUUCAAACGUAUUUGGAGCCAUAGUGACCCUCUGCUCUAAUGCUGUCAGAUGUGUUAAUCUGCUGCUUAAUGACAUGCUCAGGCAAUACGUGUCUAAAAGCGUGAGAGCAGACAGAAGCAGGCUGCUGAUGCUGCAGAGCACUGAGUUUUCCCUGCCAGUGCAGCCAGUAGCUGUCACCCAGUGAGGACCUGGGCAGAGCAAAAGUACAGCCUGCUUUGCAGGGGGAAAGCCGCCUACCAGGACAAAGGAGGUGAAAUCCUGCUGCUGUUGGCUUCUGCCAGUCAUCUCAGCAGUGCUAGCGUUUGAUUGCUGAAAUGAAGUAGUUUAUUUGAGCAGCAGUGAGGACUCUGGGCCAUGCAGGCUUCUCCCUCAAGCAUGGUCAGCAUGCAGGGGUGGGAAGCAAACAGGGCGAUGCUCUGAGGUGGCUGUUACCAGAGGAAAACAGUAAGAACGUUGGGUAAUAGCUGCAUCUUGUUUGGAUUAGAGCUAUGUUCCCUUUUGAAUCCUGAGGUUAAAACUGGAGGUAUUGAAGACCUCAGGCUGCCAUUUAUACAUGGACAGGAGCUCUUUGGUUAACUCCUUCCCUCUGACUUUUUAAGGUUUUAUCAUAUUUUAAAAGAAAUUCCAUUGAAAUGUUUUAGUUGUGAAUUGUUGAGCUAAAUUAAUUCUUAACUAAAACCAGAAUUUCCCUUUUUAAUUUUAACUGGAACAAAAUCCUUACUCUCCUGUUGCAAUUGCUCUGGAUAAUUAUGUGAAGUCAUGGCAGUAUGAGUGGAUACCCAGACAGUUACUUCCCAGAGGGAGGUGGUUGUGUUUUAAGCAAAGCCUAUUGUAACUUCAGAGUCCAGGUGGGGCACACAGUGUUGGGUGAGUUCACAUUUGGAUGGGAUUUAUAUCUCCGUUUACUGUCUACCGAAGUCACCGUUUCACAGGGGCGUGGUUCCUCACUUCUUGCUGUUGAUAGAUCUGUGCUGUUUUGCUUUAUUAACUCACAAAUUCACUGUUGAGCAUUUUCAGUUGAAUUUAUUUUGUGAAAUAAUUCAAGUAGCGUGUUGACUAGAUGUACUGGUUUGGUUGUGAGGUGGGGAUGUGGUUGACCUCUGUCUUAUUUGGCUGUGAACAAUCUCCAUGGGAGCAUUCAUGCUCUUUGUAAGCACUUGGGCGUGCUGAUACCAACUCACAGUUAAGUUUUGUUGUUGCUCCUUUUUUUUUUUUUUCAUUUCAAUUUUAGACCAUGAGAAUUUGCACCAAGGCUCCCCUGGUUUGAGUGGAGCUGCCUGGAUCAAACGCUGCCUGCUCUGCCCUGGCUGUUUUCUGUGGUUUGGUGUUCCUGGGAUAAUUGGUUUCUCUGUGACACACUGGGACUGGGCUCCGGUUCGGUGCCUUUUCCACCAGGCAAAGGUCUUUUUUAAGAGAUUAAAUUUCUAUAUGCGCUG